Molecule: messenger RNA, 1590 nt
Organism: Verticillium alfalfae VaMs.102
Lineage: Eukaryota; Fungi; Ascomycota; Sordariomycetes; Glomerellales; Plectosphaerellaceae
Exons: 5
Coding region: 1-1590 (529 amino acids)
Biological process (GO): intracellular iron ion homeostasis; iron ion transport; copper ion import
Cellular component (GO): plasma membrane
Molecular function (GO): ferric-chelate reductase activity
Source: RefSeq, a predicted model, not a curated record
AUGGAGGCUUUGCACUACUACAUGCUCUCUUUCUACAUCCUCAUAGUUGCACACCUCGUAGCCCGCCCUCUGCGGCAGGCCUUUUCCUACGUACGCGUGCUUUACGCCCAGCAUCUGGCCUAUCCAUUGCUCGUCCGCCGGCAGCACUGGACGGGCGCCACCCGAUGGGAGGCUCUGGCCGUCCUCUCGUACGCUGGCGUAAACAUCGCCCUUCUGCUAUACCCUUUCAGUGCCCUGCCCACGCUGAGAGAGGUGGAGAGACGAGCAGGCGUGGCUGCAUUCGUCAAUCUGGUCCCCCUCUCCAUCGUCAUUCGAACGAACGUUCUCACCUCCCUGUGCAACGUACCUCUCGGUACCGUCAACCUCGUUCAUCACUGGAUCGGCAGGGUCGCCAUCGCCCAAGCGUUGAUCCACGCUUUCAUGGUCCUGGCUCUGCGGCCGAGGCCUGGUGCCGUUGUCGCGUCGGGAUACAUCGGACUCAGCACGCUGAUGCUCAUUCUGCCGUUGUCUGUCACCGUCCGCGUGCUCCGACUGGAACUCGAUGACGACGCCGCCCUCGUGACCGUGCACGCGGACGCGCCCAUCCGGGCCUCGGCCGACGAUCAUUUCAAUAUCUACUUUCCGGCCUCUUUCCCACGCUCGCUCGUGCCGGGCGUCCAUGGCCACGCGAUGAAGCCCUUGUGGUUCAAGCCCGGCGAUCUGGCCUCGCCGGACGGGGUGCGCACCAUGUCGUUCCUCAUGGCGCGCGACGGCACACUCGCGAGCCAGCUCGAGAGACUGGUGGAAGGCGCUGCGCUGAAGCUGGGCGGCCCCCUACGGACAGAAGUCGGACUUUCGCCAGUACGAGGACGUCAUGCUGGUGGCCAAAGGCGCGGGCAUUUCCGGAGUGCUGCCUUAUGCGCUGCAGCUCGCCGAGCGACGGAAGAGCACAUCCAGCGCCUGCAGCAGGAAGAGACCGAGCUCGUGUUGAGCGCGUCGAGCGCGGCGGGGGAGCACCGACAAAGCUUCCAACGUCGACUGGACGCGGUUCGCAAGGAGCGAACAUCUCUGUCGCGUGUGCUCUUCCAUGACAAAACGCAACGAGUCGACCUGUUGUGGAUGCUGGAAAACGAGAAGCAGGAAAGAUGGACAGCCGACUUCUUCUCUGCAUUGCAGCGUCUGGACCCAAGUAACAGAUUGCUUGUGGUGUGGUGUCUCUAUCCCGGCCCCCGCACCUCCAGGCUCCGACCGUUCCCGCCUUCUGAUCACUGGAAGUGCACCUCUGCCGCGCCGGGCGGGGCAGACGUCAUGGAGAUGAUGACGAACAGAAUUCGAGAGAAGAGUACACGGACGCGAGGCGAAAUGAUUGUCAUCAAUUGCGGAGACCCAGAUUUUACCAUGCGCAUGCGUGCUGGUGUCAUUGCGGCCAUGGGCGGCCGCACGUUCAUCGAGUUUGUUGAGUCCGAGUAUCAGCCGAGGUCGCAUCGACCGAUUGAUGCCGUCGUUGCGGGUCAGGCCGGCGGAAGGGGUGCUGGCAAGAGGGUGUGGGGCGGCAAGAGAAACGCGGCGUCGAGGCCAGUGACGAGAAAACGGCUACAUGAAGCUGCCUAG